ACCGCUUUCGUCGCCUCGUAACUCCUUAUCCUGCUGUAUGACAUCACUUUGGAACGGAUACGGGCGAAAUUGCCUUCACCCACAAAGUUUACGCGUCUCAUACAUUGCUGUUGUUUUUUUUUGCAAACUAAAAACCAUUAAAAGGAGGUGACUAUAAGGGGAAUCACGUAUGCUCGGCGCUCGUUUGACCGUGUACACUUCCUACAAGACACCAUAGAAAAAUAUUCAUAAAAACAAAGUCAAUAGUGAAAACUUUCCAACGAAAAUGGCAAUGGCACUACUAUUAAAGGUUCUGGUGAUAGUGAGCGUGAUGUUGUACAAUAAAGGUGUACAAUCAGCAACUAGAAUUAAAAGACUCAGUUUGGCAGAACCAAUGCCGACACAUUACUAUGGACAAGGUGGUCCAGGAUCUUAUUCUUUUGGAUAUGAAGUGUCCGAUCCAGAAACGGGUAAUAUCCAGUAUCGAAAGGAGGAAAGAUUUCCAAACGGAACCGUGAUAGGUAGUUAUGGAUACUUGGAUCCCUUUGGACGCACGCGCAACUAUCAAUAUGUAGCUGAUGGAGAUGGUUACAGGGUCAUAAGCAACACACCGAGAGAAGAUAGUUUUGAAAUAUUCAAUGGUCAAAAAGCGAGUACUGAAUCUUCUAUCACUUGGACGCGGCCUGCUAAGAAAAAGAAGAAAACACAAGAAGCAAUGCCAACAAAUGUUUUAAACUUGCUAACAAACAAGAACAAGUACUAUCAACUGAAACCGCCAAGCUAUUAUGCGAUAGAGUAAAGAGUACAAAAUGGUAUAUACAAUUGGAAAUAUACCAAUAGUAUGAAAAAACACACAAAACAACUGUGAUUUUUUUCUUUUAAAUUAUUAAAUUGUUACAAAAAUCUCUGACGUUUAUACAAAAACUAUUUUGCAAUUUAGAGAGCAUACAAGACAGCUGUCAAUAUUAAUAAAAAUGUCCGAAUGUGUUUAAUAAAAAUGAUAUUAAAUAAAC
This is a messenger RNA of Papilio xuthus (Asian swallowtail), 992 nucleotides long. The record is from RefSeq and is a predicted model, not a curated record. Lineage: Eukaryota; Metazoa; Arthropoda; Insecta; Lepidoptera; Papilionidae.